GGGUGGGUACGGCGGGAAAGCUUCGGCGGCGCGAGUCGGCGCCGUUACGGGCCGGGGGAGCCGAGUGGGCGUGCGAGGUCUCGCGUGGAGGAGCCUCCCCAUGUCUCCGCCCCCCCAGCCUCAGUCUCGGCUCGGAGCGGGGGCGGGCCCCUCGCCCCCUCCCCGCCUGCCGGGCUGUGCUGUGGCCCAAGUCCAAGUUGAAGGGCAGCAGUCGAAGGAAGCAGGCCUCAGUUAGGGGAGGUGUGUGCGGGGCUAACCAGCCUCGGUCUCCCGACAUGGAGUGGACCCUGUGGUUCUGGCUUGGGGGAGCUGCUACCUUCCACAUUUCCAUGGACCCCUCUCCGGUGCUGGUCUCCCUAGGGUCAGAUGUGCUCCUGCAGUGCAUUUUCCCCGCAGUGGGCAAGGACAUGCCGACUCCCACUGUGCUCUGGCACCACGGCCAGUGGCGCCUGGCAGAAUAUGACGGGAUCUUAGUGACCCAGCGCCCAGGCACAGAGCUGCCAGAAAGCGCGGAGGGCCUGCGGAAGGGCAAUGCUUCCCUUCUGCUCCAUCGGGUGACUAUGGCGGAUCUGGGCUCUUACUACUGUACUGUGACAGUUGGGAAACAGCAGGCAGAAGCUGGAGUCCUUCUGGAGAUUUCAGGAUCCGACCUGCAGAUCUACACAGAGCCCUCUUCUUGGGUGACUAUGGGCUCUUCAGCACUGCUCAAAUGUCGCUUCAGCAUAGGGGAUGUAAUUGAAUUGAGUUCACUCACAAUACGUUGGUAUGCCCCAGGGGGACGAAUUGUAGCCCAGUUUCCACCAAAGGAGGAGGAGGAGGAGGAAGAGAAGGAUGUGGGUGAAGGGCCUGGGGGGCUAACAACCUUAGGCUCUUUUUCUGAGGCAGACCUGCUUUUGGGCAAUGCCUCCCUGACAAUACUCAGAGCCCAGCCUAAGGAUGCAGGACUCUACAGCUGCAGUGUGGGAUAUGGAGGUGAGGAACGGCACAGUGAGAGCCUCUUCAGUGUCAUUGCUGCCCCCCACAUCUCCUUGUUUCCAGUCCAAGUCUCUCUAGGAGAGAAGACUACCCUGCUGUGCCAGAUCAAAGGUUUCUACCCUGCAAGGGGCCUUCAGGCCUGGUGGCUACGGAAUGGUCAGAAGCUACCAGAGGCCAUCUCUAUGGGGUCCCCCACACAAAACCCUGAUGGCACAUUUGAUUUGGAGCUGAUCUUAAAUUUGACCCUGGAGUCCCAUGAUCUAGAAGCCAACUUUACCUGUCAUGUGACUCAUCCUGCUCUGGAACAUCCUCUGCAACAGAUAUUAAACAUGAAAGUCAAAGAAGAAAAGUGGUGGGAAGAUGUUCAGAGCAACAAUAGGCCAUCAAUUAGCAGCAUCCUGAUCACCACCUUGGGUAUUACUGUUAUAGGUUUUGCCAUCAUCCACAGCUUGAGGAGGAACAGAGGCGUAGAGGAAGAAGAGCAGGAGCAGGGAGAAGUCCGGACAGCGACAGAUGGAGAGGACAGGGAGCAACCUCAAGAAACAGCUGACUUUCAGUCCCCUGGAAGAAACUGGGAGGUGGAGAAAUUAUUACCAAGGGAUCAUACUCAAUCUGAGGGAGAGAUCCUUCAGGGAGACAGAAAAGCUGGAUUCCUACAGGGCUAUAGAAAGACUGUCGGGAUGAUGGAGGUGAGGUAUUCGAGAAUCAAGAGACAAAUCAUUGUAGAAUGUAGAGAGACUGAGGAGGAUAAGGUCCUUGUAUUAGAGAGUACUAGGGAGAGCCAGGUCUUAGCAGAAAAAGGUGAAAGUAAAGGGCAGAACCUAGAAGGAUAUGGAGAGAGUGAGGGACGAGUUCUGGAAGAAUUUGAAGUGGAUACUGAGACACAGUUUCAGGAGGCUAAAGCAAUAAGAGUUGAAGGGAAUAUCAUAAAAGGCAAUAGAGAGAUAGAGGUUCACAAGAGAGAUAAAGAAGCCACUGAAAAACAGAAUGGUGAAGGACAGACUGAGAAAAGGGAUGCUGAAAGACAGACCCAAAGAGGGAGGGAUAAUGGACUGACCCAAGGAGGGGAUAGUGAAGAACUGACCCAAGGGAGGGAUAGUGAAGGACUGACCCAGGAAGGGGAUAGCAAAGGACUGACCCAAGGAGGGGAUAGUGAAGGACUGACCCAGGAAGGGGAUGGCAAAGGACUGACCCGGGGAGGGAUAGUGAAGGACUGACCCAGGAAGGGGAUGGCGAAGGACUGACUUGGGGAAGGGAUAGUGAAGGACUGACCUGGGGAGAGGAUACCGAAGGACUGACCCAGGAAUGGGAUGGCAAAGGACUGAACCAGGGAGGGGAUGAUGGACUGACCCGGGAAGGGGAUAGCGAAGGACUGACCCGGGGAGGGGAGAGUGAAGGACUGACCUGGGGAGGGGAUAGGGAAGGACUGACCCGGGAAGGGGAUGGCAAAGGACUGAACCGGGGAGGGGAUGACGAAGGACUGACCCGGGGAGGGGAGAGUGAAGGACUGACCCGGGAAGGGGAUGGUGAAGGACUGAACCGGGGAGGGGAUGACGAAGGACUGACCCAGGGAGGGGAUAGUGAAGGACAGAUCCAGGAAGGAGAUUCCGAAGAAGAAAUCCCCAGAAGUGAUGCUAAAGUGCAAGUCCACCUAGGGGAUGAGGAAGCCAUUAAAGGACUUGUCUUUAAAGAAGUUGGAAGAAAUGGAACAAGACGAAUAGCAGGGGAAGGAGAGGCCAUGGAACAAAUCCCAAAUGGGUAUGAAGGGAUUGAGGGAUGGAAAUCAAGUGGGAAGAUUGGUACUCAGUCAUUGAGGAUAGAUGAGGAUCUUUCAGAACAGUCCCCAGGGGCAAUUGGAGACAGAGGUUCUUCCCAAAGACGAAGACAUUGUCCAACUCCAGGGAUAGAUGGAGAGAUCAGAGAGGCAGAAAAGCAAGGGGGCAGAAACAGUUAAGGGAAUAAUAUAAAGAAAAGUUCAUCUCCUGUGCCUUCUGAUUUUGUGACCAUAAGUUCCAGAUAAAUUGAUCUGUAUGGCCAUCUUUGAUCUUUUGAGCUUUUAGUGAUGUUAACAAAGCAGAUUAUUGGGGUAAGGGUGGCAUGGGGGAGAUGAUCAGUUUGGGUUUUUGAACAAAAUAGGUAAAAUGCCUAAUAAUGUGCUCUCGUUUUUUCUGGAAGAGGAAAAAUGAGAGAAUAUGUUACUCAAUUUGGAAAGGAUUUCAACAAGUUGAGCCAUAGAGAACCUUUGAAAAAAGGGGUGAAAGGCUAUGCAAAAAAAGAAAGCUAGAAUUGAAAUUAUAGGACCCUGGCACAUAAGUUACAGGGAAGAUAUCAUAGAGAAUAGAUAAAAAGCUUUUCAUCGGGUGACUUUAGGAAGCUGAAACAGCCUACUGUCUCAGGCCAAAGAUCGAGGGAUUUGGGGACUGAAUGUAAGUAAUUAUUGAAGGAAAACUUUAGGAAAUGUCCCCAGUUCAUGGUAAUUCUGUACAUAGUAAUUAACAUUUAAGUUUUUCUAAGCCACUUUUUAUUUAUAUCACAUGAAGGAGAUGGUUCCAUUAUUUUACAUGAAUUUGAAGUUCAUUCUAACACUGUUCCUGCCUGAUUGCUUCAGAUACAUUUGUUCAUAACUUAGUAUGAAUGGUGUAGGGUUUUACUAAACAAUAAUUUGUCCCACUCAUUUUCACAAGUUUAAAACUGUUCACUUUAUUAUCAAUAGUAGUAACUUAGUAAGUAUAAUGACAGUUAUUUACCUCACCACCCUCCCUGGGACUUUGUGUGAUGUUCCUAUUCAAGGUAUUUAUGAAAGGCACAUUUAAGAAAUAUAUGUUAGUUAGAAUGAAGGAGGGAUGAAUGGGGAAAAACCAGCUUAGAGGUCUUACUUCCUAACCCCUAGUAUUCAUUGUAGCUGAGUAGAAAGGGAUUCAGAUGCCAACAAAAUUACUUUUCCCCAACCUAUCUUACAGAUUGUCCUCCAGUAUUUGUAUGAUAUCAAAAGACGAAAAGUCCACUACCUCCCAAGGUAGACCAUCAUGAAUUCUCACAGUUAAGGUUUUCUUAUAUCAAACAUAAAUCUGCCACUGCUAUCCAUCUCUGCUUUAAGUAUUAUCCAGUACUUCCAUGUGACUCCAAGUAUCAAGAUACUUCAGAACAGCUCACAUCCAUUUGUCUUAUGAUUACACCUUCCUAGCUCUUUCAGAUAGUCUUCAUGAUCUUAAGAUUGAUGUCCAAAUGUCCUGCCCCACCCUGGUCCUUGUACUAGGCAUCUCAUUACAGCUUUAGAGAUCCCAUUAGGUUUUUUUUUGUUUGUCAUAUCACACUGUUGAUUCUUAUUGAACUUGCAAUUUACUAAAGCACCUAGAUCUUUUUCAAAACAAUUGCUACUAUUUUUCUCGGAUUUGAGGAUUUGAUGUUUUUAACCCAAUUAUGAAGCUUUAUAUUUAUCUAUUUUAAAUUUCAUCUUAUUAGAUCAGGGCCUUUUUAUCCUCUUUUGCAUUGUAGAUCCCUUGGCAUGUGUGGAGACCCCUCUUCAGAUUAAUGUUUUUAAAUGCAUAAAACAAAAAGUAUAAGAUUACAAAGAAAAUCAGUUACAAUACACUUAUCCAAAAAAAAUUUUAAGUUCACAGAACUCUCUAAUAAAGAAUUAAUAAUUAUGGGAUCACAUUUAACCCAGUAUUCUAACCUAAGAUUUUAUUUGGGAUCCUGAGUUUGUUAGGCCUAGAAGCUAUCACAUUCCACUUUGUCACAUGUAAAUUCAAUAAGCAUGCUAUCUAUACCUUUAUCCAAAAUGAAAAUACUAAACGGCAUAGGACCAAUUCACAACUCUCUGGGACACUUGAGACCUUUUCCCAAGUUAACACUUAACUAUUAAUUGCUACUUUUUGGUUCUAGUUAGUCAGCUAGUCCUCAGUCCAUCCAACCACAUAUCAUCUAGUUCAUAUUUCUUUACCUUGCCCAUAAAAAUAGCAUGAUAGUACAUUUCCAAAUAUUUGCUUAAAUCAGAUGCAUGUAUGUGAUAUAUUCUCUUAUCUUUACCCUUGUAUAGUUACCCUAUUAGAAAAAGAAACGUUUAGUCUCUUUUUACCUGUUUUCAAUGACACCAUGCUGACACUUUGUGAAUUGUUGAUUUCUAGAUAUUUAUUAACCAUCUUUUAGAUACCAUGUUCUAGAUUUUAACAGGAAUUGAAAUAAGAUUCAUUGGCUUAUCUCUUCAGAUUUCCACUCUGUUCCCCUUGUUGUCCAUCUUCAAUCUUGUAGUACCUGUGCCAAUCACAUUGUCUGCUUGGUCCUCACUUUCCUCAUCUAUUUGUGUGGAAUUGGGAUGAAUUUAGAUGAUAAUAUAUCUCUUCCAAUUCUAAACUGAUUAACCUAAAAUGUCUAAUUGCAAAUUCAAAUAACAAACUCCUAAAAUAUCUAAUUGUAAAAUUCAAAUUGUGUAAAAAAAAAUGGGGAUUUUCUGUUUGCCUCAGUCUUCUAAUUGUUUCCAGUUCCUUUAUCUCUGGAUAUGACUGUCGCUUUCAUAUGUAACUAUCUAGGGAAGGCACAUUUGUAUAUAACCAUAUUGUUGCCUACCUUGCUGUGAUCACUCUCCCUUCUAGCUUUUAAGAUUAGAAUACUUAGAAGUGUAUGUGGGUUAAAGUUGUAAAACACUUUGUAAACCAUAAAAUGAGUUAUUACCCCACUACCUUAAACCUUUUGGUAGAAAGAUGCUUAAAGCUUCUUUGGUGUAUACUUAUUCAUUCCUUCACUCUUCCUGACCCUGUAUCAGUACAUAAAGAUGGACCUUAAAGUUAAAAUAUGAAGGGAGUGUCCAGUGCUCCCCUAACUCCAUUUAUAACUAAGGAAUCACAAAGUUGUCAAUAUACUUGUAGUUCCUGCUUUAUUCCCUUUCCACACUCUUCAUUUCUCUGGUAUGAGAGAGUUAGUCUUCUGAUUUUGCUAAGAAAAGACCGGGAGGACAGAGUAACAAAGCAUGGGAAACUGGUGGAUUUCUUUUAAUGAGAGCCUAAACUAUAGGAGCAAGCAGCCUUCAUCACAAGCUUUUCUCGUCCCGUCCCCCCCGUCCCCCGACCUCCAGAACCUUGAUCACUUGACUGAUGAGUCUUGUUUCAUCACUUGUGAAAAGAAAACUGGGAAACAGAAGUAUGAAAUUGUCCUAACUGCCUAUUAACCAUUAAUUCCAAGAGAACUACUUCACCCGUUUUUCCAUUGGAGCUGUUAAUAAAGGAACAAAACUUUUAAAAA
This is a messenger RNA of Sarcophilus harrisii (Tasmanian devil), 6213 nucleotides long. RefSeq lists its product as uncharacterized. The transcript has 7 exons. The record is from RefSeq and is a predicted model, not a curated record. The coding region runs from base 276 to 2192 and encodes 638 amino acids. Lineage: Eukaryota; Metazoa; Chordata; Mammalia; Dasyuromorphia; Dasyuridae.